Molecule: messenger RNA, 4739 nt
Organism: Cebus imitator (Panamanian white-faced capuchin)
Lineage: Eukaryota; Metazoa; Chordata; Mammalia; Primates; Cebidae
Gene: RMDN1
Product: regulator of microtubule dynamics 1
Exons: 10
Coding region: 257-1069 (270 amino acids)
Cellular component (GO): mitotic spindle pole; spindle microtubule; cytoplasm
Molecular function (GO): microtubule binding
Source: RefSeq, a predicted model, not a curated record
GGGCCAGUGUGCCUGGAGCGCCCAGACAGGUCCCUUCCCUUUUGCAGACUUCCGCUAUCCUAAACUGGGGCUGUCAGGGAAGGAGUGGGGUUUGCCCCCACGCGCCCCAGAAGCUGCCUCCUACUUGUCCUUCCUGUGCGAAACGUAGAACGGGACGGGAAAGAACCCUGACCGCUGUGAAAUUACUCUCUGUAGGCGAUGACAGAUACGGCCACAGCGCUUGAGGCUGCCCCUCUUUCAGACUUUGAAAAGUGUAAUGGGAAACCCAGGAACUUUCAAAAGAGGUCUUUUACUGUCGGCUUUGUCUUAUCUGGGUUUUGAAACUUACCAGAUUAUCUCUCAGGCUGCAGUGGUUCAUGCCACAGCCAAAGAUGAAGAAAUACUUGAACAAGCAGACUACCUGUAUGAAAGUGGAGAAACAGAAAAACUUUAUCAGUUGCUAGCCCAGUACAAGGAAAGUGAAGACGCAGAGUUACUGUGGCGUUUGGCACGGGCAUCACGUGAUGUAGCUCAGCUUAGCAGAACUUCAGAAGAGGAGAAAAAGCUAUUGGUGUAUGAAGCCCUAGAGUAUGCAAAAAGAGCACUAGAAAAAAAUGAAUCAAAUUUUGCAGCUCAUAAGUGGUAUGCAAUCUGCCUUAGCGAUGUUGGAGAUUAUGAAGGCAUCAAGGUUAAAAUUGCAAAUGCGUACAUUAUCAAGGAGCAUUUUGAGAAAGCAAUUGAACUGAACCCUAAAGAUGCUACUUCAAUUCACCUUAUGGGUAUUUGGUGCUAUACAUUUGCUGAAAUGCCUUGGUAUCAAAGAAGAAUUGCUAAAAUGCUGUUUGCAUCUCCUCCUAGUUCCACCUAUGAGGAGGCCUUAGUCUACUUUCACAGGGCAGAACAAGUGGACCCAAACUUCUACAGCAAAAACUUACUUCUGUUAGGAAAGACAUACUUGAAACUACACAACAAAAAGCUUGCUGCUCUGUGGCUAACGAAAGCCAGGGACUAUCCAGCACACACAGAAGAGGAUAAACAGAUACAGACAGAAGCUGCUCAGUUGCUUACAAGUGUCAGUGACAAGAAUUGAGAACUUUUCAGAGAAGAUGUAUGAAAUAGCUAAUAAACGCUGCCUUUUCGUUGAAUUAUAAAGUUCACAUAUGAAGCAUAACUGUUCUGUGGCUUUUGAAAUGUUGUGACCAUUUAACAGUGUAAAUAUAAAAAAUUCUAGGUUUCUUCACAAAUAAUAAGGUAAGAGAAAUAAUUGCUGUAAGAGUGGUAGAAAUAAAUCUCCAUGGCUCAGGCAGAGAGACUAUUUUGCAUCUUGGAUACCAGCAAUGUAAAAUAGUAUGAGAUUUCUAAGGAUUGAUCACAUUGGGAUGGGAGAUCAAGCAAAGAAAGCUUUGUAGAGGAGGGGAAAUGGAUCUAUAGGGGAUAUACAGGGGGAUGGAUUUUCAAGUUGGACUGAUUCUAAGUUGAGAUCUUGCAGAGAAGUUGUGGUGAAAAAGUUAGGAUGUUGUGGGUUCUUGGCAUAAAGUAGUAAAAUGAUUAAAAAUAUAUGUAAUUGGAGCUAACCUGUACAAAGAAAGAACUAAGUCAGGAGAGGACUGAAAAUGGAGUGGUUUUCUUUUUUCUUUUUAUUUUUUUAAGACAGAGUCUCACUCUAUCACCCAGGCUGGAGUUCAGUGGUGCAGUCUCGGUCCACUGCAGCCUCUGCCUCAUAGGUUCAAGUGAUUCUCCUGCCUUAGCCUCCUGAGUGGCUAGGAUUAUAGGGUUGCCCCACCAGACCUGGUUAACUUUUGUAUUUUUGGCACAGAUGGGGUUUUGCCAUGUUGGCCAGGCUGGUCUCGAAAUCCUGGCCUCAAGUGACCCACCUACCUUGGCCUCCCAAAGUGCUGGGAUUAUAGGCAUGAGCCACAGUGCCCAGCCAGUUUCCUUUUUUAAAUAUGGUGUAGUCUCAUGGUAGAUUGAAUUUGUAAUCAAAGUCAAAGUUCCAUUCCCUAAUGGAAUGGAAGGAAGACAAAACUUAAGAGUGAAAUGGAAUACUAAGAAGGCAGGACUGUUCUACUCACUUGAGGCUGGAGUGGCACCACUGCAGAUCUUUAAGUUUUAUAAUAAAAAGGAGUAUCUUGAAUGCCACUUAAAGAAAGAAAGACUGUGUGUGUAUGUGGAUUUUUCCCAAAGUAUUUGGGAAUUGUAAUGUUACAAUGAAUUGUAUGGGUAUGUACCAUUUAUCAUGUACAUUUUAAAACAAAAAGGAAACCUGAGAAUAGUGAUUUUUGUACACCCAUCUCUUAGAUUCAACAGUUUUGCUGUACAGGUUGUGUAUCCCUUAUCUGAAAUGCUUGGAGUAGAAGCAUUUUGGAUUUGGGAUUUUUUUCAAAUUUUGGAUUAUCUGCAUACACACAAUAAGAUAAUCUUAGAAGUGGUGGGACCCAAGUUUAAACAGAAAAUUCACUUGUUUCAUAUACACCUUAUGCACAUAGCCUGAAGGUAACCUUAGACAAUAUUAUUUUUAAUAACUUUGUGCAUUGAGAAAAAGUUUGUAUACAUUGAACCAUCAGAAAGCAAAGUUGUUGUUACCUCAGCCACCCACGUGGGCAAUUUGUGGUUGUUUGAUGUCACCAUCAUUCCUGUGCUACCAAUAAGCAGUCAUUUUCUUAUGCUUAUUCACACAUAAAUACUUGACAGUAAAAAAAUAUGACAUAACUUGCAUGGGAAUAAGGAUAUCCGGUUAAAAAAAAUAUGACAUAGCAUUGAUACAGUGAAAAAAUAAUGUGGUCAGGGUAGCUAAGCAACAGUAGCAUCACCAGAAACUUGCAUCAACUGUUAAACGGCAACAACAAUGGCAGGCUCUCAGUCUCCACUUAAGAUGCUAUAUUUUAUCUUUGUAGGUGAGGAGAAACAGAAGCAGUUGAAGGGUCAGGAAGUGGGUCUUUCUAGGGAUGUGGUGGCAUUCUGCUGGGUGGCUUUUUAAAAUGGGUUUUUUUUUCUUUAGGGAGACCGAAUAAACUGUUGUUGUGCACCUGUUUUGACUGACCUGUUACAUCAGGCCAGAUGUGGAAUUUUCUACUUGUAGCUUCAUUCUGGCACUCAGAAAGUUUUGGAUUAUGGAGCAUGAAUUUCAGAUUUUUGGAUUCAGGGAUGUUCAACCUGUAUUUAUAUAUACAUGUGUGUGUCUGUGUGUGUACAGACACAUACAUUACUAAACCUUUUGAAAUUAAUUGCAAGCAUCAUAAUAGUUCACCCCUAAAUGUUUCAGCACGCAUUUUCUCAGAAUAAAGAUAUCUUCCUAAAUAAAAAGCAUUAUCAUAACUAGAAAAGUUAACAAUAAUCUAACAUCAUGUAAUAUCUACCCAUAUUCAAAUUUUCUCAAAUGUCCCAAAAUGUCUCAUGCUUUUUAAAAUCAGGAUCCAGAGAUUAUACAUUACAUUUGAUAUGUUGCUAAUCUUUCAAUCUAAAACAGUUCCCCAUCUUUUUCUUCUUGGAACAUUGACUUUUUGAAGAGGCCAGUCCAGUUGUCAUAGAUUCUCUCUCAUUCCAGAUUGGCCUAAUUGACCAUACUUUGAGAACUGCUGUUCCAUCUUAUUUCCAGGACUCAAAUUAGUUCUAUUAGAUCUUUGCCUGACUUUCAUAUUUAUCACUUAGCAAUUUUUCUUUUAGACUUUUUGUUUCAUUUUCUUGGCUCUUUUCAUCUAUAUUUUCCAUGUCCCGUAUUUUACCUUUGGUUGAGUCUAUUCUUUCUUAAAUACUUUGAUUGCCUUCACUUCUGAGAUCUGUUUAUCUCCUUUUCCAAAUUUUUUUCCUGAUUUUACCCAGUCAUUCACAUCUGCAUUUUGUUUGUCCAGUUCUGAGUUUUUAAGUUGCUAUUUUGGAUUUUUUUCAUAUCUAUUUAUUUAAUUCACAUAUUGUGUUAAAGUUUACUCUCUUCUUUCUCAUUUUCAGUUUUCUCUUUAGAGUGACUUUAUUUUUUUUUUCCUAGGAAUGUAAUUUUAUGUUGAGUUACCAGCAAUACUAGGUCAUCAAAUGGGAAGGGGGAAAGGAUCUGGGUUAGUUCAAGAAUACUUUUUGCUAAGUUUUUAUUUUUGUGAGAUAUCAGUAAUAAAGCUUUUUAUGGAGGUGAAGUUUUACCUCCUGAUUCCUUAAGAGAACUUUAAAAAAUAUUUUUACUUUCAAAUAAUUAUAGAUUCACAAAUUGGAAAAAAAAAUCAGAGGUCCUGUGUACCUUUCUGUCAGCCUGUCCCAGUGCUAAGAUUUCAUAUAACCGUAGUACAAUAGCAAAACCUGGAAACUGACAUUGAUACAGGCCACAGACCUUAUUUAGAUUUUACCACUUUUAAAUGCUCUUGUGUGUAUAAUUGUAUGCAAUUCUAUCACAUGUAGAUUUUUGGUAACUUGCCACCAUAAUCAAGAUACAGACCUGCUCCAUCGUUGCAAAGAUCCCUGGUGCUCUUCCUUUAUAGUCACACCCAUCCACCUCCCUCCCCCACCAUCCCUAACUUAAACACUAAUCUCUUCUCCAUAAUUUUGUUAUUUCAACAAUUUUAUACAAAUGGAAUCAAUCGUACAGUGAGACCCUGUGACAUUCUUUUUUCACUCAGCAUAAUCCCUUGAGACCUAAAUUCCAUCAAUAGUUUGUUCCUUUUUAGAGUUGACUAGUAUUUCAUUGUAUGGGCAUACCAUAUCAUCCAUACAUGGAGGGGCAUUUAGGUUAUUCCUGAUAACUGGUUAUUACAAAUAAAGCUGCUAUAGGCAUUAUA